AGCGGGAGUUGACGUUAACCAUGGAAACGCAGAGCGGGCUGCGGCGUGACCUAGCGGAGCUGGCUGUCAGGUCCCCGCAGCUUAUCUGUCUCCCCGUCGGGGUCGCAGACUUUCUCCCGGCGGGAGCGCCCAGUCUGUUCAUCUGCAGAAAUGCAGCCCUCUGGAUGCCUUUGCAUCGCCUCUUCCCUCGGGUGACUCGAGAGACUGCUGUGUUACAGAAAAUGAUGUGACUUUCAGGGUACUCCUGAGUGAGAAGGAUGAGUCCUGAUGUGCCUCUACUGAAUGAUUACAAAAAGGACUUCCUUCUGAAGCGCUUUCCACAGACUGUUCUUGGAGGCCCUCGGCUCAGAUUAGGCUAUUGUGCACCUCCUUACGUAUAUAUUAAUCAAAUUGUCCUUUUUCUGAUGCCAUGGGUUUUGGGUGGGAUAGGAACACUUUUGUACCAAUUAGGCAUCCUAGAAGACUAUUACACAGCAGCACUCUCAGGUGGACUAAUGCUUUUCACCGCAUUUGUCAUCCAGUUCACAAGUUUAUACGCCAGAAACAAAUCAUCAACGGUAGAAAGAAUGCUAAGCACAGAUAUCUUAGCAGAGGAAGAUGAGCAUGAAUUUACAAGUUGUACUGGUGCUGAGACUAUCAAAUUUCUAAUUCCUGGGAAGAAAUAUACAGCCAAUAUGGUUUUUCAUUCUGUUCUUGCUGGGUUAUUGUGUGGUCUUGGAACGUGGUAUCUGCUCCCAAAUAGGAUAACCUUGCUGUAUGGCAGUCCAGCAGGCACUGUUCUGCUGUUUUUCUUUGGAUGGAUAACAUUAUGUACAGGAGAAUAUUCAUUAAUUGUAAACACAGCCGUAGAGACUGCAACUUUUCAAACCCAGGAUACUUAUGAAAUCAUUCCUCUUAUGAGACCUCUUUAUAUUUUUUUCUUUGUUUCUAUAGAUCUUGCAUACAGGUUUAUGGUAAAUAUACCAGCUCUAGAACAAAUGAAUCAGAUUUUACACAUCUUGUUUAUAUUUUUACCCUUUCUGUGGGCACUAGGGAUUCUGCCCCCACCCGAUGCGCUUUUCUUAUGGUCAAUGGAACAGGUUUUAGCGUUUGGCCUUGGCGGCUCAUCUAUGUCAACCCAUCUACGAUUAUUAAUAAUGUUCAUCAUUUCUGCUGGAACAGCUGUAACAUCGUAUUUCAUUCCCAGCACUGUUGGAGUGGUUCUUUUCAUGACUGGACUUGGGUUCUUACUGAGUCUUAACCUAAGUGAGAUGGGUUUUGUCUUCAAACACAGUGUAAUUGGACACAGAGUUGGAAUCAAAUCUAAGACUUUACCCCUUGGUUCAGAAAAACAGUUUUCUUGGAAGGAAUGCCUCUUCUACGUCAUUAUAUUAGUCUUGGCUCUCUUAGAAAGUAUUUUGCUGCAUCACUUUGCUUGUUGUUCACAGAUUUCCAAAACCAGCUCCCAGGCUAUUGUUGGCUAUGUUUUGAUGAUAUUACUUAUAGUACUAUGGAUACUUAGAGAAAUUCAAAGUGUCUAUAUCUUUGGAAUUUUCCGAAACCCUUUCUAUCCAAAGGAUGUGCAGACUGUGACAUUCUUAAAAAAGCAAGCAAGGCUCAUGAAGAUUGGUGUUGUCAGACGGAUUUUGCUAAAUCUAGUGUCACCUUUUGCUAUGAUAGCAUUUCUUUCAUUGGACAGUUCCUUACAAGGGCUCCACUCUCUACUUGUCUCCAUUGGAUUCACAAGAGCUUUUAGAAUGGUAUGGCAGAAUACAGAAAAUGCUUUACUGGAGAUAGUCAUUGUAUCCACAGUGCACUUGUUGACCAGUAUAGACACAUGGUGGAACAGAAGCCUGAAUACAGGAAUCAGACUCUUACUAGUUGGUAUCAUGCGUGACCGUCUGAUUCAAUUCAUCUCUAAAUUGCAAUUUGCUGUGGCUGUACUUUUAGCAUCAUGGACAGAGAAAAAUCGUAGACAAUCAACCACCACUUUAUGUAUACUCAACAUUGUUUUCUGUCCAUUCUUGUUGGUUUUCAUAGUUUUUUCCACACUACUCUCUUCUCCCCUACUCCCCCUCUUCACCCUUCCUUUGUUCCUGGUGGGGUUUCCCCGACCUGUUCAGACUUGGCCAGGAGUGGUGGGCACUGCAGCCACUGUAUGUGCAGAUACAGUGUACUACUACCAAAUGAUCCCAAGUUUGACCGCUGCACUGCAGUCUGCAAUGGUAGCUGGAAGUUUAGGUCUCCUCUUACCUGGUUCUCACUACUUGGGCCGCUUUCAGGAUCGUUUAAUGUGGAUAAUGAUUCUAGAAUGUGGCUAUACUUACUGCUGUAUUAACAUUAAGGGGUUAGAAUUGCAAGAGACAUCAUGUCAUACUGCUGAAGCUCGAAGAGUUGAUGAAGUUUUUGAAGGUGCCUUUGUACAAGAAGAAUGUGCAAAAAUAUGUUCAAUUAAUAGACACUUUGGAAAUGUCUUAACACCCUGUACUGUGUUGCCUGUGAAAAUCUAUUCUGAUGCCAGGAAUGUCCUCUCUGGCAUAAUAGAUUCUCGUGAUAACUUAAGAGAAUUUAAAGGUGACCUUGUUAAAGUACUUGUGUGGAUACUUGUUCAGUACUGCUCCAGAAGGUCCAGCAUGCAGGAAAAUGUCCAAAAAACUGAAAAUAAAGGGAAAGCAUCCCUAGUAAUCCUGCCUGGUUUGAAUACUUCACCACAAACCAAAUCCCCAGAGGACACAGUUAGUUUAAAUUCAGAAAUUUUAGAUGACUGGUCUGAUGAUGUUUUGGGUGAUGAGCCAACUACCAAAAAAGAAAAUGAAGAAAAAGAUCAAUUAAAAGUUUUGCAAAGUAUAAAUUUGCCUCUUCCAGGAUCAGUAGAAUCACGAGUGGUUGGUGAUCAUUCUAUAGGCAAAUUUACUGAAAAUAGUCUUUACAAAGCAGUCAUAUUGGGAUACCCUGCUAUUGACAAAGGAGCACAAGAAGAUACAGCAUAUAUUCCUCUCAUGGAGUUCAGUUGUUCUCAUUCUCACCUGUUAAGCGUACCUGAGGAGUGGAGGUCUAACUGUGUGCCAAGUUCCAAAAUGAGGGAGAUGAGCUUAUUGUUUCCAGAAGACUGGUACCAAUUUGUCUUAAGGCAGUUGGAAUGUUUCCCUUCAGAAGGAAAUGUACUGGAAGAAAUUGCAAAGGACAGAGUUUUAAAAGACUUUUAUGUUCAUGCAGUAAUGACUUGUUACUUUAGUUUAUUUUGUGGAGACAAUAUGGAUCCUAGUCCUGGUCAUAUAUUGAGAGUUUUCAAUGGUGUUUUGCCUUGGUCUCUUGCCCUUGAUUGGAUGACUGAAAAGCCAGAACUGUUCCAGCUAACACUGAAAGCUUUCAGGUAUACUCUGAAACUAAUGAUUGAUAAAGCAAGUUUAGGUCCAAUAGAAGACUUUAAAGAGCUAACUAACUACCUUGAAGAAUAUGAAAGCAACUGGUACAUUGGUUUGGUAUCUGAUGAAAAGUGGAAGGAAGCAGUUUUACAAGAAAAACCAUACUUGUUUUCUCUAGGGUAUGAUCCUAAUAUGGGAGUUUACACUGGGAGAGUACUUACCCUUCAAGAAUUAUUGAUCCAAGUUGGGAAGUUAAAUGCUGAAGCUGUUAGAGGUCAGUGGGCCAAUCUUUCUUGGGAAUUGCUUUAUGCCACAAAUGAUGACGAGGAACGUUAUAGUAUACAAGCUCAUCCACUAUUUUUAAGAAACCUCACAGUACAAGCGGCUGACCCUCCCCUGGGAUAUCCAAUUUAUUCUUCAAAACCUCUCCAUAUACAUUUGUAUUAGAGCUUAUUUUGACUUGUAUUGUCAUCAAAUGGGAUGUCUUUAUUUUUUCAUUCUAGAAGAGUAACUGGGUGAUUUUGCAAACUUCACCGACCUUCCCUCUCUCUUCCCAAAAGUCAGAUGCCUGGGAAAAGCUAAGCUCUAUAAGUUGAUUCUCUUAGGUAUCUUAAGGGGGGGUGGGAAGGACUUUGUCUAUCAUAAAAGUUAGAACUAUUGGCCAAUAUUUGUGCCCUAUGGAUUGUGGUAGGCUUUGUUAAAUAUGAAGCAUUUGUAUAUAAUUAGAAAAUGACUUUUUAAUGCUUUCUUAAAUGUGUGAUAGGUGACGUGACUUACAAAAGUCAACAACUAUGUAAUUUUUACAUACUUAAAAAGAUAUUCCUAUCAGUGUUUUUAAGUAAUGAUAACGGUGCUAUUAAAAGUUACAUAAUGUAUAUAUAUUUAUUUAUUUGAAAUGCAAUUAAAUUUUAUAGUAUUUUCAAA
This is a messenger RNA of Myotis brandtii (Brandt's bat), 4268 nucleotides long. RefSeq names its product pecanex-like 4 (Drosophila) (gene PCNX4). The record is from RefSeq and is a predicted model, not a curated record. The transcript has 11 exons. Bases 258 to 3791 code for a protein of 1177 amino acids. Lineage: Eukaryota; Metazoa; Chordata; Mammalia; Chiroptera; Vespertilionidae. Gene Ontology annotation, cellular component: membrane.